This is a messenger RNA of Hippopotamus amphibius kiboko, 3204 nucleotides long. It is a transcript of the gene ARHGAP1, whose product is annotated as Rho GTPase activating protein 1. Gene Ontology annotation, cellular component: cytoplasm. Bases 594 to 1736 code for a protein of 380 amino acids. The transcript has 14 exons. The record is from RefSeq and is a predicted model, not a curated record. Gene Ontology annotation, biological process: small GTPase-mediated signal transduction; negative regulation of endocytic recycling. Gene Ontology annotation, molecular function: GTPase activator activity. NCBI's taxonomy places the organism in Eukaryota, Metazoa, Chordata, Mammalia, Artiodactyla, Hippopotamidae.
AUGACUCCAAAAGCAGCUCCCCAGAACCUGUCACACACCUGAAGUGGGACGACCCUUACUAUGACAUCGCCCGGCACCAGAUUGUGGAGGUGGCAGGGUUGCUGAGAGGAUGACUGCUGCGUGAACGUCAGGGCCUAGCCACAGCCAGAGCAUAGUUGGCCCCGAAUAAGUGUUCGUUCGCCUCCCUUUCCUUUGCCCUCGGGCCAGCUUUUCUACCCCUCCGUUCCGGGGGAGCAGGGAGGUGCCCGUCCCUCCGGCAAAGCCCGCCUGCAGGGCAGUCUGCAACGGCAGAGGCUCCUUCCGGAAGGUCCUGCUGCUGGAGGAGGAAAUUGGAAUUGCAGGAUCCUUUGUCUUUUCUUCAGCUCAUCUGUGUUCCUGAUGCUUGUCCUGGUCUGGGUUGGAGGACUUGGCUGUGACCUCUCUCACCACUACGGAAGCAAGGCUGAGAGUUCUUUUUUGGCCUGGUCCUGCCCUGAGCACAGGAGAGUCACCUGAAGGUUCAGAACUUCCUCUCCUCAACCCCAGAGAUGGACUGAUUGGGGCGUGGGGAUGUCUGACGUGAAGGAGUCUCUCUCCUGACAUCCUCCUGGCUCAUGUGGCCAAGUCACAAGGCAGGACAGGGGAGACUGCCCGCGCCCCCACCAGGAGAUGACAAGUACGGGCGGAAGAUCAUUGUGUUUAGUGCCUGCCGAAUGCCCCCGAGCCACCAGCUGGACCACAGCAAGCUCCUGGGGUACCUGAAGCACACCCUGGAUCAGUAUGUGGAGAGCGAUUACACGCUGCUGUACCUGCACCACGGCCUGACCAGCGACAACAAGCCCUCCCUCAGCUGGCUCCGGGACGCCUACCGGGAGUUUGACCGCAAGUACAAGAAGAACAUCAAGGCUCUGUACAUCGUGCACCCCACCAUGUUCAUCAAGACCCUGCUCAUCCUGUUUAAGCCCAUCAUCAGCUUCAAGUUUGGGCAGAAGAUCUUCUAUGUGAAUUACCUGAGUGAGCUGAGCGAGCACGUGAAGCUGGAGCAACUGGGGAUCCCUCGUCAAGUGCUCACGUAUGAUGACUUCCUCAAAUCCACACAGAAGAGCCCUGCGACCGCCCCCAGGCCCAUGCCGCCACGGCCGCCCCUGCCCAACCAGCAGUUCGGGGUCUCGUUGCAGCACCUCCGGGAGAAGAGCCCGGCGCAGGAGCCCGUGCCGCUGGUGCUGCGGGAGACCGUUGCCUACCUGCGGGCCCACGCUCUCACCACUGAGGGGAUUUUCCGGAGGUCGGCCAACACCCAGGUUGUACGAGAAGUGCAGCAGAAGUACAACAUGGGGCUGCCUGUGGACUUUGACCAGUACAGUGAGCUGCACCUGCCAGCGGUCAUUCUCAAGACCUUCCUCCGGGAGCUUCCUGAGCCCUUGCUCACCUUUGAGCUCUACUCCCACGUGGUGGGCUUCCUCAACAUUGAUGAGAGCCAGAGAGUGGAGGCGACACUGCAGGCCUUCCAGACGCUGCCUGAGGAGAACUACCUGGUGCUGCGUUUCCUCACUGCCUUCCUGGUGCAGAUUUCUGCCCUCUGUGACCAGAACAAGAUGACCAACACUAACCUGGCUGUCGUCUUCGGCCCGAACCUGCUGUGGGCCAGGGAUGCUGCCAUCACCCUCAAGGCCAUUAAUCCCAUCAACACCUUCACGAAGUUCCUCCUGGACCACCAGGGGGAGUUGUUUCCGGGCCCUGAUUCCAAGGGGCUCUGAGCCCAGCCCCUGCUCCACCUGCCCCUUUGUCCGAGAGCCCCAGUGUGGACUUCCUCCUGGCUUCAGCCUUACGGGAGCUCAGGGCUCCUGCCCAGAAAGGGGCUGUGAGCCCCCUGGAGACAGAAGCUGGGGCCAGCCAAGGGGCCAGCCCCCCCCCCACCCCCACCCCCACCCCCCCCCCCCGCUCCGUCUCUCCAGCCCACCUCACUGGCCCUGGAGGCCUCGCUGUAACCACAGGAUGUGUUUCUUCGCCUUAUACGUCUCACUGCCUCCUUGGAUCCCUGGCUCCUGCCAGGCCCUGCAGCGCUGGCCUUGGCUCGUCAGGCAGGAGGACGGGCCCCAGCAACUGCUUCCCUGCUUUCUCCUGCCUCUUUCCCUGGCGGCGGGCGAUGCCAGAUAUCACUGCCGGCUGGGCUGGUGGCUGGCGCUGGUCCUCCCCUUCCUGACGGCUGGGGAAUGAAAGGCUGAGCUGGCUGGGGCUGGCCUGCCGAGACUCCUCCCUGUCUGGGGGAAGGCCUGGUUGCGAGCACACUGUUCCCGUCCUCGCCUCUGGUGGCUCAGCCUUUGGUACUUGCAUAGCUAGUGACCGACAGGCCGGAGUCCUGUGUCUGCCUUCUCUUCCACACAGCCUUCCCCAGGUGGUGCUGCCCCCAGCGUGUCCUCACCCCCUGGUUCUGCCGGGACUGGCAGCGUGGAUGGCAGGGCUGAGUCCCAGCAUCCAUUCAGAACAGACACCCCACUGUCACCCCCCACGGCCCCCUAGAGUCUGGUCAGACCAGCGAUGCACCGUCCCUGGCCCCUCCCCCCCCCUCCCCUCCCGCUUGCACAGAUCCUUAGCCACGUCUGUUGUGGAGUCACACGGGUCCCUGUUCUGGCCAGGAGGGACUCAGUGCCUCAGGAUCUGUGGUGGCUCUUUUCUCCGGGUGUGGACUCCUGGAGGGGCCGGGUGGAGAGUUUGCGAGUUCGAGGGGCCCCAGCCAGGGAACGUCUAGCAGCCUCCCCCUGGGCCCUGGUGGUGAUGGAUAGCCCUCUUCCCCGCUGUCCCUUCCUGGUGAACCUCCUUCCUGCAGCCCUGGCCAGAGCCUGUACUGUGGGGGUCCUCCCGGACCAGCCCCACCCCGUCUGUGAGCCGGGUGUGGCCUGGGCCCUGGCCGCGCUGGGCCCUUUUCCCAGGACUCCCGAGGCCUGGGGUGGCUGCUGUCCGCCCCUGUGUCUCCGGGCCAGGCCCAGGCUUCGGCGUCUCGCCUUCCUUUGUAUCAGGUGUUGCUCAGAGCCCCGUUUGCUGGGGAGCCUCGUGGAUCUAUUCGGUCUCUCUCCUGUCCCUUCCCCACUGGUCUUUACCCGGGGGUGGGGGGACAUGUACUGUGAAUCACGUGUCCACAGUCACACUUAAUGACUUCCUUGGCACCAAUCAUGUAUUUCACCUUUGCACUUUUUAUAUUUCAAUAAAAACGGAGAUGGAAAUCUG